Molecule: messenger RNA, 360 nt
Organism: Suillus discolor
Lineage: Eukaryota; Fungi; Basidiomycota; Agaricomycetes; Boletales; Suillaceae
Product: Aldehyde/histidinol dehydrogenase
Exons: 3
Cellular component (GO): mitochondrial matrix
Molecular function (GO): L-glutamate gamma-semialdehyde dehydrogenase (NAD+) activity
Source: RefSeq, a predicted model, not a curated record
GGUGAUGACUCCAAGGGCUACUUCAUACAACCUACCAUCAUUCCAACCGAAGAUCCUGAACCAAUCACCAUGAAAGAAGAAAUCUUUGGUCCUGUCAUCACUAUUUAUGUAUACGACAAUGCGAAUUAUGAGAAGACUCUGGAACUCAUCAAUAACACCUCGGCUUAUGCACUGACUGGCUCUAUCUUCGCCGCAGAUCGCAGAGCCCUUCUGACUGCCACAAACGAGCUACGCAAUGCUGCUGGCAACGUCUAUUACAACGAGAAAUGCACUGGCGCGGUCGUGGGUCAACAACUCUUUGGAGGAGGACCAACGAGUGGAACCAACGACAAAGCUGAGAGUAUUAGCAUCUUCUACUAG